This is a messenger RNA of Eurytemora carolleeae, 562 nucleotides long. Its product is annotated as 12 kDa FK506-binding protein. Lineage: Eukaryota; Metazoa; Arthropoda; Copepoda; Calanoida; Temoridae. The transcript has 8 exons. Gene Ontology annotation, molecular function: peptidyl-prolyl cis-trans isomerase activity. Bases 39 to 545 code for a protein of 168 amino acids. The record is from RefSeq and is a predicted model, not a curated record.
UCCAUGAUCAGUAUUUCAAAACACUAUUCUUUAGAAAAAUGUUUAAAUUCUUCAGUUUCCUGGCUAUUUGUGCCGUCACAGUUGUAAAUUCGAAGGGUCCUUUUCAACAACUGUCAGCCCCAAAGUCGCCUCAGGAUCCUACAUGUACAUGGUACACACUAUAUGAAGAUCUACCUGAAGGAACAGCCGAAGUUAUAACAUAUGGAGCUCCUGAGGCGAGUGUAUACUUGGUACUGUCUCUCAACGGCGAUGGAAAAACCUACCCCGCUCCAGGCAGUAGGGUAACUGCACAUUAUUCAUUGUAUCUUCCAGAUUGCACAUUUAUAGAAAGUAGCAGAGAUGAAGGGGAACCCUUAACCUUUACAAUUGGAGUUGGAGAAGUAAUCCAAGGAUGGGAUGUUGGACUCAUGACAAUGAGUUUAGGACAAAGAGCUUCCCUGGUUCUUAGCUCUGAUAUGGGAUAUGGCGAGAACGGAGCAGGAGGAGGAGUUAUACCACCAAACUCAGCUCUCAUCUUUGAUGUAGAAAUUAUUAAAAUUGAAUAAAUCGAUGUGUAUAUUAA